AAAGCAAUAACCUCACUUUGUCGCAGCGAACGAAGCAAGGUGUCAACAUGGGAGACAGAAGACCUUCCCUUACCAACCAAAUGAUUGUGAAACCCUUUUGGAAGGCAGCAACUUGGUUUGGGAUUCGAAAAUUGACGGGGACACUGCAGGGCUUUGUUGGUCCCUACAGCGACACACUCACCCACUUUGACACAACGGCACCGAUUGUGGCCCUCACGAUUGACGAUGGCCUGAGUCGAGGAGGUCCUGAUGUUUCCAUGGUUCAGGAUGUGCUACAAGUUCUGAAGAAAUACGAUGCCACAGCCACCUUCUUUGUCUGUACAGAAUACGUAGAAGACCAGCAAGAUGAUGUGAUGGCACUCUUAGAGGCUGGGCAUGAGCUAGGAAACCACAUGCAAGAAGAUCUGUCGAUGCACUAUUUUCGACUACCCAAAGAAGAGUUCCAAAAGCAGCUACGGGAUGUGAAUCAAGUAUUAGACGAACUGGAGCAACGACAACAACAAAAAUCUACCGAAAACUCUGUGGGAACGAGAAAUCUGCGGUGGUUUCGGGCUCCCCAGGGCAUUUUGACAUCCAGCAUGAAACAAGCCAUGGAUGAUGCACCCAUCCCAAUGCAGCAUGUUUUGGGGGAUUGUUACAGUGAUGAUUGGAAAUUUGCUCAAGAUAUGGACAGCACAACACCAGAAGACUUUGAUGCUGAAAACUGCCGUGCUGUCAUGGAUGAAAUUGGUCAAGUCAUGUUGAAACAGGCACAAGAGGGCAGUAUUGCCAUUUUUCACAUGCCGCAAAGAGGAUUUCGACAAGGAACACUCUAUGCAUUGGAGUAUUUCUUGCAAGGGAUACAAGAUAGAGGAUGGAAAUGUUGUAGUUUGACAAACAUGCAACAAAUGAUAGAGAACAACGAGAAACAAGCAGACGAAAAGCCAUCAACGGCAGAGACAGCAUGAUGACUCCAGGAACCAGCUAGCUGUUUGAAGUUUUUUCAAAUUCAUACUAGAUCUAUGGACAUGGUUAUUACCAAUCUGUCGAAUGGUGAACUUGUGAUAAUUGCUGUGCAAGGAACCUCCUCCAUUUGUCAGCCUGGGUUUGGUGGUAAUGGAAAUGGAGGCAAACAUGAAAGCGUCGUCUGGGCCAAGCCUCCCCGAAUGAUGAAAUGACAAUCCAUUUAAAAUAAAGCAUAGCUUGACAACGAGAUCAGAUUGGUGGGGGCUUGCCAUGGAGCGCACUUUUGCCGCUGGGA
Messenger RNA from Seminavis robusta, 1240 nucleotides. Lineage: Eukaryota; Bacillariophyta; Bacillariophyceae; Naviculales; Naviculaceae. The record is from the annotation of a GenBank genome assembly.